Messenger RNA from Sus scrofa (pig), 1860 nucleotides. RefSeq names its product Nedd4 family interacting protein 1 (gene NDFIP1). Gene Ontology annotation, cellular component: perinuclear region of cytoplasm; endoplasmic reticulum; Golgi apparatus. The record is from RefSeq and is marked provisional. Gene Ontology annotation, biological process: positive regulation of protein ubiquitination; vacuolar transport; ubiquitin-dependent protein catabolic process. Gene Ontology annotation, molecular function: WW domain binding. NCBI's taxonomy places the organism in Eukaryota, Metazoa, Chordata, Mammalia, Artiodactyla, Suidae.
UCUCUAGGGGCCGCGUCUGGAGCCUCGGCGGCGGCAGCGCAGCUCACUGCCCGAGGAGAGCGGCCGGCUCGGCAGCAGCGGCGGCCAGCGAGACCCAGCCGAGGCGCGUCCCCGUCGGCCUCCCCGCGCCCCUUCCGCUCGCUCGCUCGCCCUCCUUCCCUGCGGCCGGUGCCCAUGGCGUUGGCGUUGGCGGCGCUGGCGGCGGUCGAGCCGGCCUGCGGCAGCCGGUACCAGCAGUUGCAGAAUGAAGAAGAGCCUGGAGAGCCGGAGCAGGCUGCAGGGGACGCUCCGCCGCCUUAUAGCAGCAUCUCUGCCGAGAGCGCCGUGUAUUUUGACUACAAAGACGAGUCUGGGUUUCCAAAGCCCCCAUCUUACAACGUGGCUACCACACUGCCCAGUUACGACGAAGCCGAGAGAACCAAAGCCGAAGCUACUAUCCCUUUGGUUCCUGGAAGAGAUGAAGAUUUUGUGGGUCGGGAUGAUUUCGAUGAUGCUGACCAGAUGAGGAUAGGAAACGACGGGGUUUUCAUGUUGACUUUUUUCAUGGCAUUCCUCUUUAACUGGAUUGGAUUUUUCCUGUCUUUUUGCCUGACCACCUCAGCGGCGGGAAGAUACGGGGCCAUUUCAGGAUUUGGUCUCUCUCUAAUUAAGUGGAUCCUGAUUGUCAGAUUUUCCACCUAUUUCCCUGGAUAUUUUGAUGGUCAGUACUGGCUCUGGUGGGUGUUCCUGGUUUUAGGAUUUCUCCUGUUUCUCAGAGGAUUUAUCAAUUAUGCGAAGGUUCGGAAGAUGCCAGAAACGUUCUCCAAUCUCCCCAGGACCAGAGUUCUCUUUAUUUAUUGAAGAUGUUUUCUGGCAAAGGCCUUCCUGCGUUUAUGAAUUCUCUCUCAAGAAGCAAGAGGACACCUGCAGGAAGUGAAUCAAGAUUGGAACACAGAGGAAUAAUCACCUGCUUUAAAAAAAUAAAGUACUGUUGACAAAGAUCAUUUCUCUCUCUUCGUUCCUAGGUGUACAAUUUUAAUAGUUAACGCAAAAUUCUGUAAUCAUUGAAUCAUUAGUGGUUAAUGUUGGAAAAAGCUCUCGCAAUCAAGUCUGUGAUGUAUUAAUGAUGCCUUAUCUAGUAUUGUCUGUAGUCCUUUUAAAUAGCAUGAGCCUUGUCCCUGUAGUCAGUAGGGGGCAGUCUUGCUUUAUUCAUCCUCCAUCUCAAAAUGAAUUUGGAGUUAAAUAUUCUAGUGUAAGAUAUGUAUAAUGCUGGCCAUUUUAAAGGGGGUUUUCUCAGAAGUUAAAACGUUGGUUAUGACUGCAUUUCUGCGCAUAAUCCAUUUUGCUGUUAAAAUUAGAAGUUUAUUUAAUUGUACCGUGAACACCUGGAAGCAAAAUCAUCGUGCAAAAUACAUUUAAGGUGUGAUCCAGAAUAUGUUCCUAAUUGGUAAAUAAUAAGCAUUACUUUUUUAGAGUGGGCAUUCUCAUUUUGCAGUUCCUUAUGCUGUGUUGUGUACCUGAGGGAUCGUCAAGGCGUUGACACCGUAUCAAGUAGGAAGGACAAGGACACGUGCGGUCGAGUAACUGAAAUGCAGUUCUUGACCCUCCGGGAAGGUCAGAGCCCCCACCCCUCUUUUCUCUUUCUUUCGUCUCCCCGAUGCUUAGGCCAGGGGCUGGGGGUAGGCAGGGGAUGAGGCCGCAGAAGCAAGGAAAGAGUUGGCUUGGAACUUUUGAGAUGAUCCCUAACAUCCUGUACUCCCGGCUUUUGCAGCGUGUUUCAUGUAGAGUGCUGUGCUUUGGGCCAAGUGCUAAUUCACCUUGGUUUGCUGUGUCAAAGCUGUAAAUACAACAGAACAUUAAUAAACGUCUCUUGUGUAGCAA